Messenger RNA from Lindgomyces ingoldianus, 1059 nucleotides. RefSeq names its product NAD(P)-binding protein. The transcript is spliced from 2 exons. Lineage: Eukaryota; Fungi; Ascomycota; Dothideomycetes; Pleosporales; Lindgomycetaceae. The coding region runs from base 25 to 1056 and encodes 343 amino acids. The record is from RefSeq and is a predicted model, not a curated record. Gene Ontology annotation, molecular function: oxidoreductase activity, acting on the CH-OH group of donors, NAD or NADP as acceptor.
UUUCAAUAGCCGGACCCUUUAACUAUGACUCGAGUUUUGCUCACGGGUGGGAGCGGCUUCAUCGCGGCGCAUACUCUCGAUGUGCUGCUGAAACACGGGCAUUCAGUUGUCACCACUGUUCGCUCCGAAGCAAAAGCCCAGAAGAUCAAAGCCGCAUACCCAGACCAUGGCAAGGAUAAAUUGGAUUUCGCCAUUGUACCGGACAUCGCGCAGCCGAACGCAUUCGACAAAGCUGUAAUUUCUGACCCACCAUUUGAAGCAGUGCUGCAUACUGCGAGUCCCUUCCACUUCAACGUCACCAAUGUCCAGAAGGACCUACUCGACCCCGCUAUCAUUGGAACAACAGGAAUUCUGAAUUCAAUUAAGAAGAAUGCCCCUUCGGUCAAGCAUGUGGUCAUCACCUCGUCCUUCGCAAGUAUCGUCAAUCCUAGUAAAGGCUUCUGGCCUGGGCAUACAUACUCAGAGGCGGACUGGAAUCCGAUUACGCGUGAAGAGGCAGAGGAGAACGCAAUGAUGGGUUACCGUGCGAGCAAAACUUUUGCAGAGAAGGCUGCAUGGGACUUCUUAGAGAAGGAGAAGCCAAACUUCGCGGUUGCGACCAUCAACCCUCCUAUGGUAUUUGGGCCAAUUGUCCACAACCUCGAAAGCCUGGACAGCAUGAACACGUCCAAUCAGCGCUUGCUCUGGGCAGCUCAGGGGAAGUUCAAGGACGAGAUACCAGCCACCGGAGUGUAUCUCUGGGUCGAUGUACGAGAUGUAGCCGAAGCCCACGUUGCGGCUUUUGAGAAACCUGAAGCCGCCAAUAAGCGCUUUUUCACCGUAGCUGGGUACUUCUCCAACCGAGAUAUUUGCAAAAUCAUUAAGAGCAAGUUCCCCCAGUACAAGGACCUACCGAGCGAUUCGACGCCGGGCGGCGACUAUCCUGAGGGUGGUAUCCAGAAUGGACUCUAUGGGUUUAGUAACAAACGAUCAAUCGACGUUUUAGGGUUGAAGUAUAAGACCCUGGAAGAAUCGGUGAUCGACUCCAUCAAGUCAUUCCAGGCGGUAGGCUUGUAAAUU